This is a messenger RNA of Cryptotermes secundus, 3302 nucleotides long. RefSeq lists its product as uncharacterized. Lineage: Eukaryota; Metazoa; Arthropoda; Insecta; Blattodea; Kalotermitidae. Bases 114 to 2354 code for a protein of 746 amino acids. The transcript is spliced from 12 exons. The record is from RefSeq and is a predicted model, not a curated record. Gene Ontology annotation, molecular function: protein binding.
UCUCUGCCAUAUUUAUUUUCACAGCUGAUAAUCAACCGAAGUGCGUCCUUUAACGUUACUAUCAUGGAAUUAUAGAUUAAAAGCUCAUUGUUUACAUCGAAUUUGUUAGUAAAAUGGGUGGUGAAGUACGACAUGUUAUGAAGUUAGUCUUUUGUAUAUAUAUUUUUAUCAGCAGUGGUAUAAUAGCAGAAAAUGGAGGGGCAAAUAUCGCCAAUUCCAAAGAGCAGAUCAAAACGAUAUCCAAACGUUAUGACCUAGAUAUGCAAACUUGUGUUGAUAAUUUUGAUAUACAUAAGGACAAAAUAAUUCGGACACAAGACUCCAGAGCAAUGGGAGCUAAAUAUAUAAAUGAAAUAGAUUUGAGUUCGAGAGAAGAGUGUUUAAGAUUAUGCUGUGAAACAAGUACGUGUGAUGUAUUCGUGUUUGAAGAGAAAAGUCCUGGAAGCUGUUAUUUAUUUCACUGUGGUUCGCCAGAUGAUUUCAAAUGCAAGUUCACCAAACAUCACAACUAUACCAGUGCUGUCCUUGCUAUAAACAGGCAUAUGACAGAACUGGAGAACCAGAUUAAGUUAACCAAACACGAGCAAGAGUUAACGAGACUCAGGCAACCCGAAUCCGCGGCUGAGCCGAGUACGGUGCAGCCAUUUGCAGGGACAACUGCAGUGCCUCCUAAACCUCCACCGAAGGAAACUGUCCAACUCGUUCCUGCAGCCAGCAACGCAACGACAGGACGUCACUGCAGCCGGUAUCAAUUUGAGUGCCACAGUUCUGGCGAAUGUAUUGCAAUCUACAAUGCAUGUGAUGGAAUCCCACAGUGUGCAGAUGGAAGUGAUGAGGCACUGGAACUGGACUGUCCGGAUUUAGGUAGGACACUGAUAGACAGCGUUACAGGCACUACGCAACCACCUCCAGCACUGCAGACUCUGCCAGCAGUGAAUGACAACAAGGAAUCAGGAGGAAAUGGGCCACUUCCAGCGAUAUCUACAUACAACAAAAUGCACCACCAACAGCAACAAGUGAACAUGAACCAGCAGAUGCAGUCACAGGUGAUUGGUGCUGCAGUGGCCAAUCAGCAACUGUCAGCACACAGUGGUGCUGCUCCACUGUACAGACAGCAGCAGGGAUGGCCACAACCACAGCAACCACAACAAUAUGGUGGAACUCAAGCCAGCAAUAAUGGUGUUAACCUCAGCAGCAGUCAGAAGUUGUUUCCUGUAUCCCAAAACAACCAACAACUGCAACAACAGCAACAACAGGGCAACAGACUGUAUGGCAGGGAAGGACAGGGACCAGGCUACAGCGGUGGAAGCAACAGUAACAACCUUCAAUGGCAAAAUUAUCAGCAGCAACCGAUGUCCCCUGCAGCCACCUAUCAAGGCCCUAUGAAUCAGAUUCAAAGUGGAAAUAAUCACGAAUAUGAGGAUCAAAGCAGUCACAUUUUUAAUCACAAAGGCAAUGGAUUAGUUGCAGAUUCAGACAGGUACAAAUAUAAAGGAAUACAUCACUAUAAAUACAACCCUGCUGCUCAGUAUGGUGAAGUGCCACAUAAUGGAUAUAAAUAUGGCAGUAAUAAUGCAGACAAUUACUACAAUAAUGGACCAUACAGGCCACCACCAUCAAACUGGCAAUCUCCUCAUCAACCACCUCUACAAGACUUUAAUUCAGUGCCCGCAAUGGAAGACACACCUUCACACUUGAAUGACAAUGAGAGAAACGCUAAAAUGGGUCCAGAUGGAAUGCGAGGGAGGUACAGUGCACAGCCCAUACCUCCUGAUUAUUAUUAUGAAGACAGCCAGGAGGGAAAAUUCCAUGCACCUCAUGCCCAUGGAUCAGAAGUACCUCACCAGCCAGCCCAUAACCAUCCAAUGCAAGGAGAACAGGAGAAUAUUGCUGAUGGGGCUACCCCAAUAAAGGCCAAAGAUCAGAAAUCUAAUAACAAAUUUCAAACUUCUUUGGAAGCAAAGUUGGAGCAAGAUCUGUCUACUACACCAAAGAGAAAAGGUUCAAUAGAUGUCCACAUUGUGGAAUCGCAAACAAAUCCCUCCACUGAGGCCACAACAGUCAAAACAGAAGUGACCAAGGUUUCCCAUGAGCAUAGUUCUCACCUCAAGAAGACUCAUAAAGUUGCGGUGAACAUGGAUGAAGUCAAAUUAAGUGAGAAUAGUGCAGAAGAAGAAGAACCAGGGAGACCUAGUGGUGCAAUUCUCUCUCUCGCUUUAGGCUUAUGCAUUACGGGCAUUAUGGCAGUGCUGGUGGGCUGCAGGUUACGUGUGGUCAGGAGGAGACUACGGCGUGGUGGAAAAUCUCCAUAUGCACAUGAUGCUGACUACUUGGUUAAUGGGAUGUACUUAUAGUGUGUGUUUAUAUAUGCUGCAGUCACUGCUGAAACCAAAGACUUUGUGGUGGAAAAAGAAUUUACUGACAUUUGUUUAUCAAAACUGAAGACUGUAUGUAGAAGGUAUAAAAAUUACAGUGUUCAGUAUUUAUGAAAGUGAUAUUUAUGUGUUUUAGAAACAGAAAAAUAUGCUGUUUAAUGUAAUUUAUAUUAUACAUAAUCUUAUAAUGUAUUUUUAUUUUUUUAUUCUAAAACUUUAAUUUUGUAAUAUAACUUUUAUAUAAUAUCCUUCCCUCAAGGUUAGGUCUAUAUAUGGAUGAAAUUAUUGGGUUUCGACAUAACAAAUCAACUGAUGAUCAGAAUUUUUGUAUUCAUUGAUACUGGGGGGGGGAAUGGGAGUACAAUGAGACAGUACAUCAGAUAUUCAUAGACAUUAAGAAAGCCUAUACAUCAGUUAUGAGGGAAGUAUUUUACAAUAUUCCCAUAGAGUUUGCAGUAGCCAUGAAACUAGUUAGGCUGAUUAAAAUGUGUUUAACUGAAACCUACAGUAAAGCCCAUAUAUGUAAACAUGUGUCUGAUAAGUUUUCUAUUUAGAAUGGUCUACAACAAGGAUAUGCUUUAUCAUCAUUGCUUUUCAACUUUACUUUAGAAUAAGCCACUAGGAAAGCCCAGGAAAACCAGGUGGGACUGAAAUUAAACAAGACAGAUCAGCUGCUGGUUUAUGCCGAUGAUGUAAAUCUAUUGGGAAUAACAUAGAUACCAUAAAGAAAAUCAUAGAGACUUAAGCUGACGCUAGCAAAGAGGUUGAUAUAGAAAUGCAGAGAGAACUAAGUAUAUGUUGCUGUCUUUUCACAUCAAUGAAGGGAAAAAUCGUGAUAUGAAGAUAGUUAACAGAUCUUUUGAAAAUGUGGCACAGUUCAAAUAUCUGGGACAACAGUAAUAAAUCAAAACUUGAUUCAGGAGGAAA